Messenger RNA from Anneissia japonica, 605 nucleotides. RefSeq lists its product as uncharacterized. The transcript has 6 exons. Bases 129 to 605 code for a protein of 158 amino acids. Lineage: Eukaryota; Metazoa; Echinodermata; Crinoidea; Comatulida; Comatulidae. The record is from RefSeq and is a predicted model, not a curated record.
AAGAACGAAACAUGGCGAUUGUUUUGACGUCGUUGAGGUCGUGUUUUACAUAGAUACACGACGCUUUUUGUUGUCGACGGUUUUUAAAUUAUCAGCAAUAUUAUCCACUCAAAUCCUAUCCAGUCAACAUGACUUCUCCAUACAACAACCUAAAAAGGAACAAGAAGGUUGCACUUCCUGGCCAAAGAGCUGCACCCUACAGAUCAACACCAGUUACAGCGGACAAACUUCUUAAUGAGAUGCUACAGAAGGUAGAGCUGCAGGAAAAGAGUGGUGUAUACCUCGGUGAUGCUCCAUCGGCUGGCAUUGGUCCGAGUAAGAAAACCCAAGCUAGUGGGAAAACUCCAACCCCAGCACCAAUGGAUAUGGAUCUUAUGAGUGGUAUGAUGAGCAGGAUAUCUCAAUUGGAGAUACAGGUUAAAUAUUACACUAAAGAGAUUGUAGAUAAGGAUAAGAAAAUAUGUGUUUUAGAAGAAAAAGUACAUCUUUUACAAAAAUAUAAAGGAUCUAAUGAGGAGAGCAGUAGGUCGAAUUUUCAUCAUCAGGAAUUAGAAAGAAAGUGCCAGAAACUAGAACAAGAGCUUCAAGACAUUCAAGUUAGUUAA